Molecule: messenger RNA, 663 nt
Organism: Aspergillus tanneri
Lineage: Eukaryota; Fungi; Ascomycota; Eurotiomycetes; Eurotiales; Aspergillaceae
Exons: 2
Coding region: 1-663 (220 amino acids)
Source: RefSeq, a predicted model, not a curated record
AUGUCCUCGCCACCGUCCCCCAGACCACCUCCUCGACCCAUCGCCAUCCGCACGGAGAACAUCGCCGCCGAGGAAAUCACCCUCUUCAUCCAUAAUAGACCCGAACCAUGGCAUCCCCUGGAUUACACUGUCGAAUAUAACGGGGUAACGGUCUUCACGGUCCUCGGACACCCAUUCAGCAUUGGACAGCGUCGCACGUUCUACGACCGCUCGGGACUGCCCCUCUUUGACCUGCGCAGUCGAUGGUACAGCUCCUCAAUUCUGGACCUCAAACUCCCCGGCGGAGAGAACAAUCUUCUAACGGCUCGAUUGCGCGUUGCAGUCCGAGCUCCCCGAGCGGUCAUCACGUUUCGAAAUGCUCUUGCGUCCGCGGGGCCGAGUGAACGGUUCCCUGGAAAUCAUGUCACCAUGGAAGUGCGCGCGCAGGAUCUCUAUAAUAUGAUCCAUGUCGUCGUGGUGGAGGAUCGUCAUGUGGCGUAUAUUCACCGGGUUACGGAUCCCGAGCAGUUGACCGAGGGUCAGAUGUCGCCGUUUCGACUGCGGCCGAAGUGGGAGGUGAGGAUUGCACAGGGAGUGGACUUAUCGUUGAUUGCUGUUGUGGUGGUCAUUAUUGGGCAGGAUGCUGGCGAUAUCUCGUAUAACAGUCCUGGGGUGGUUAAUUAA